AUGAUGUUCCCUGGGAUGAUGGAGCCUCCAAUGGAGCCUUUAUUAUCUGACAAUGUACGAUUAUGCCUUAGAACUGUUGGAUUUGUUUUAAUUUCAUGUGCAAUAUACUUUUAUGGCGAUAUGUUGGAUAUGCCAGAGGCAAAACAUAUUGUAGUAAGAGACCAGUUAAACUUAUAUAUUUACUCUGUAUUAUUAUUUCUUCAUUUUCCAAAGAUGUUAUUCGGUACCCUUAUAUAUUCAUAUACUACAAGAUUCGUUUAUGAAAAAAAAUAUAUACAUGUUUUAGGCGCAGUUUUAGCUCCAGGAGCAACCGUUACCCCAAAGAAUGAACUGGCUAACAUUGUUCAUCUCUCUCAAGUCUGCUUAAACGAGCCUAAGAGUAAUGAGAGAACAUACGUCCAGUUAGUUGACGGAAACAAAGUCUAUAACCUGUGCUCCUUACAAAAAGAUGUUAAUGAACAUGCAACAUUGGACUUGUUCUUUUCCACUAGCGGUGACUUGAAAUUGACGACAAAGGGUGGACCAAACGAAGUUCAUGUAAUUGGUUAUUUCGAACCUGAAGACGACGCUUUCCUUUCAGACAGUGAAGAAGAAGAGGAAGACGAAGUUGAUGAGGACGAAGUAGACGAGGAAGAUUCUGAUGAUGAACCAUCCUCAAAGCGCAAAUCUUCUAACAAAUCUGGAAAAAAUUAA
Molecule: messenger RNA, 693 nt
Organism: Theileria annulata
Lineage: Eukaryota; Apicomplexa; Aconoidasida; Piroplasmida; Theileriidae
Exons: 6
Coding region: 1-693 (230 amino acids)
Source: RefSeq, a predicted model, not a curated record